ACACACCUCACUCAGAACACCUAGCAGGGCUUUAUAAGUGACUGUUGUGACAGAAACAGGAAGAGACGAUGAAUGAGAGGUCAAGAUGGAGUGUAAAAUGUGAAAAGAGAAAGACAGCAACCGAGAUGGAGACUGAGCACUUCUGCCAGUGUAGUGUACUUGUGAGAGAGGUGUUCUGGACACUGUGUCAGUUAUUUAGUUCCCCCUGGUGUCACACACAGGGCUCAGAGGGGGGAUGCUUUAUCUGGCCACGCUGGCCAAGAGGGGAACCUUUAUCGCGUUGCGCAGGCUGUGUCUGCGUGGUUAUCGGGCACUGUGGAAAUGUAGAAAUGCUAAUGAGAGCCUGUGGCAUUACGGGAGUGUGACAUUUGUGCUCGGAAAUUACCGUUAAAGGAAACGUGCCCCGAAGCAAGAGGUGUGUGUGUGGAGGGGAGGGGGGGGGCUAUAAUCACUAAUUCAGCUCUUCAAUUAGAGCCUGAGAUCCUGGUCAUCUCAUCGCCAUGUCUGAGUCAAUCAGACUGAGGGUUGGGGAGGGACGGGAAUAGGGGACGGACCAUGUCUGCUCUGAUUCCACUAAUGAGACAGGAUUGUUUUUAAUGGAGGAGAGAAUGCCAACAGGUGCACAGGUCUGGGGGCUGGCGCACACACACAUUCUAACACAUUGAACGAACCUCAUUUCAUUAGAACGUAAUGACAAAUUGGGUUUUGAUUUGAAGUUAAUGAGGAAAAGCUUAACAUUGUUUCUCACCUCUGAAAGUUUGUGUGAUGCCCUCUCGUCUCACCUGUACCCCUCUGUCGCUCUCUACAGUGUGUGUGUGUGAGCAGUGACAUAGAGAAGAUGUAGGGAGCACUAAAAACGACAUAUUAUAUUGUACUUGUUGGCCCCAACCUGUUAUGUAUCUCUUGGAUGUGUGGAGAAAGACCAUCUGUUAGAUAUAAAAAAUAACUAAGUAGACAUUUGCACGUGUGGUGUAAUGUGGUUUGUCUGAUGAAUGGUUGUGGGUGAUGUUGAUUAGAGAGUGACGUGUGCCUCUCCUUCAUUUGUCCUCUAAUUCCAUCCCUCCAUAAUGCCAUUACUACUAUUGGAUUUGGCCCUCCUUACACACAGAGACACUUCCUGAUUGUUUGGGCUCAUAAAACAAUGUUUAAAAAGAUUGUCAGAUCUGCCACGUCAGCCCCCAUUACGCAGCCUCGCUUAACCCUUUCAUUUCUAGGAAAAGGGAGUGUGAAGGAGAGGUAUCUGGUGGAUGGAGAGGAGAGGUAUCUGGUGGAUGUGGAGGAGAGGUAUCUGGUGGAUGUGGAGGAGAGGUAUCUGGUGGAUGGAGAGGAGAGGUAUCUGGUGGAUGGAGAGGAGAGGUAUCUGGUGGAUGGAGAGGAGAGGUAUCUGGUGGAUGUGGAGGAGAGGUAUCUGGUGGAUGGAGAGGAGAGGUAUCUGGUGGAUGUGGAGGAGAGGUAUCUGGUGGAUGGAGAGGAGAGGUAUCUGGUGGAUGUGGAGCGGAGGAGAGGUAUCUGGUGGAUGUGGAGGAGAGGUAUCUGGUGGAUGGAGAGGAGAGGUAUCUGGUGGAUGUGGAGGAGAGGAGAGGUAUCUGGUGGAUGUGGAGGAGAGGUAUCUGGUGGAUGUGGAGGAGAGGUAUCUGGUGGAUGUGGAGGAGAGGUAUCUGGUGGAUGGAGAGGUAUCUGGUAGAUGUGGAGGGGAGGAGAGGUAUCUGGUGGAUGUGGAGGAGAGGUAUCUGGUGGAUGUGGAGGGGAGGAGAGGUAUCUGGUGGAUGUGGAGGAGAGGAGAGGUAUCUGGUGGAUGGAGAGGAGAGGUAUCUGGUGGAUGUGAAGGAGAGGAGAGGUAUCUGGUGGAUGUGGAGGAGAGGUAUCUGGUGGAGAGGUAUCUGGUGGAUGUGGAGGAGAGGUAUCUGGUGGAUGUGGAGGAGAGGUAUCUGGUGGAUGUGGAGGAGAGGUAUCUGGUGGAUGUGGAGGAGAGGUAUCUGGUAGAUGUGGAGGAGAGGAGAGGUAUCUGGUAGAUGUGGAGGGGAGGAGAGGUAUCUGGUGGAUGUGGUGGAGAGGUAUCUGGUGGAUGUGGAGGAGAGGAGAGGUAUCUGGUGGAUGUGGAGGAGAGGAGAGGUAUCUGGUGGAUGUGGAGGGGAGGAGAGGUAUCUGGUGGAGGGGAGGAGAGGUAUCUGGUGGAUGUGGAGGAGAGGUAUCUGGUGGAUGUGGAGGGGAGGAGAGGUAUCUGGUGGAUGUGGAGGAGAGGAGAGGUAUCUGGUGGAGGGGAGGAGAGGUAUCUGGUGGAUGUGGAGGAGAGGUAUCUGGUGGAUGUGGAGGGGAGGAGAGGUAUCUGGUGGAUGUGGAGGAGAGGAGAGGUAUCUGGUGGAUGUGGAGGAGAGGAGAGGUAUCUGGUGGAUGUGGAGGAGAGGAGAGGUAUCUGGUGGAUGUGGAGGAGAGGAGAGGUAUCUGGUGGAUGUGGAGGAGAGGAGAGGUAUGUGGUGGAUGUGGAGGAGAGGAGAGGUAUCUGGUGGAUGUGGAGGAGAGGAGAGGUAUCUGGUGGAUGUGGAGGAGGGGAGAGGAAUCUGUUGGAUGUGAAGGAGAGGAGAGGUAUCUGGUGGAUGUGGAGGAGAGGAGAGGUAUCUGGUGGAUGUGGAGGAGAGGAGAGGUAUCUGGUGGAUGUGGAGGAGAGGAGAGGUAUCUGGUGGAUGUGGAGGGGAGGAGAGGUAUCUGGUGGAGGGGAGGACAGGUAUCUGGUGGAUGUGGAGGAGAGGUAUCUGGUGGAUGUGGAGGGGAGGAGAGGUAUCUGGUGGAUGUGGAGGAGAGGAGAGGUAUCUGGUGGAUGUGGAGGAGAGGAGAGGUAUCUGGUGGAUGUGGAGGAGAGGAGAGGUAUCUGGUGGAUGUGGAGGAGAGGAGAGGUAUCUGGUGGAUGUGGAGGAGAGGUAUCUGGUAGAUGUGGUGGAGAGGUAUCUGGUGGAUGUGGAGGAGAGGAGAGGUAUCUGGUGGAUGUGGAGGAGAGGAGAGGUAUCUGGUGGAUGUGGAGGGGAGGAGAGGUAUCUGGUGGAGGGGAGGAGAGGUAUCUGGUGGAGGGGAGGAGAGGUAUCUGGUGGAUGUGGAGGGGAGGAGAGGUAUCUGGUGGAUGUGGAGGGGAGGAGAGGUAUCUGGUGGAUGUGGAGGAGAGGAGAGGUAUCUGGUGGAUGUGGAGGAGAGGUAUCUGGUGGAUGUGGAGGAGAGGAGAGGUAUCUGGUGGAUGUGGAGGAGAGGAGAGGUAUCUGGUGGAUGUGGAGGAGAUGUAUCUGGUGGAUGGAGAGGAGAGGAGAUGUAUCUGGUGGAUGGAGAGGAGAGGAGAGGUAUCUGGUGGAUGUGGAGGAGAGGUAUCUGGUGGAUGUGGAGGAGAGGAGAGGUAUCUGGUGGAUGUGGAGGAGAGGUAUCUGGUGGAUGAGAGGUAUCUGGUGGAUGUGGAGGAGAGGAGAGGUAUCUGGUGGAUGUGGAGGAGAGGAGAGGUAUCUGGUGGAGGGGAGGAGAGGUAUCUGGUGGAUGUGGAGGAGAGGUAUCUGGUGGAUGUGGAGGAGAGGUAUCUGGUGGAUGGAGAGGUAUCUGGUAGAUGUGGAGGGGAGGAGAGGUAUCUGGUGGAUGUGGAGGAGAGGUAUCUGGUGGAUGUGGAGGGGAGGAGAGGUAUCUGGUGGAUGUGGAGGAGAGGAGAGGUAUCUGGUGGAUGGAGAGGAGAGGUAUCUGGUGGAUGUGAAGGAGAGGAGAGGUAUCUGGUGGAUGUGGAGGAGAGGUAUCUGGUGGAGAGGUAUCUGGUGGAUGUGGAGGAGAGGUAUCUGGUGGAUGUGGAGGAGAGGUAUCUGGUGGAUGUGGAGGAGAGGUAUCUGGUGGAUGUGGAGGAGAGGUAUCUGGUAGAUGUGGAGGAGAGGAGAGGUAUCUGGUAGAUGUGGAGGGGAGGAGAGGUAUCUGGUGGAUGUGGUGGAGAGGUAUCUGGUGGAUGUGGAGGAGAGGAGAGGUAUCUGGUGGAUGUGGAGGAGAGGAGAGGUAUCUGGUGGAUGUGGAGGGGAGGAGAGGUAUCUGGUGGAGGGGAGGAGAGGUAUCUGGUGGAUGUGGAGGAGAGGUAUCUGGUGGAUGUGGAGGGGAGGAGAGGUAUCUGGUGGAUGUGGAGGAGAGGAGAGGUAUCUGGUGGAGGGGAGGAGAGGUAUCUGGUGGAUGUGGAGGAGAGGUAUCUGGUGGAUGUGGAGGGGAGGAGAGGUAUCUGGUGGAUGUGGAGGAGAGGAGAGGUAUCUGGUGGAUGUGGAGGAGAGGAGAGGUAUCUGGUGGAUGUGGAGGAGAGGAGAGGUAUCUGGUGGAUGUGGAGGAGAGGAGAGGUAUCUGGUGGAUGUGGAGGAGAGGAGAGGUAUGUGGUGGAUGUGGAGGAGAGGAGAGGUAUCUGGUGGAUGUGGAGGAGAGGAGAGGUAUCUGGUGGAUGUGGAGGAGGGGAGAGGAAUCUGUUGGAUGUGAAGGAGAGGAGAGGUAUCUGGUGGAUGUGGAGGAGAGGAGAGGUAUCUGGUGGAUGUGGAGGAGAGGAGAGGUAUCUGGUGGAUGUGGAGGAGAGGAGAGGUAUCUGGUGGAUGUGGAGGGGAGGAGAGGUAUCUGGUGGAGGGGAGGACAGGUAUCUGGUGGAUGUGGAGGAGAGGUAUCUGGUGGAUGUGGAGGGGAGGAGAGGUAUCUGGUGGAUGUGGAGGAGAGGAGAGGUAUCUGGUGGAUGUGGAGGAGAGGAGAGGUAUCUGGUGGAUGUGGAGGAGAGGAGAGGUAUCUGGUGGAUGUGGAGGAGAGGAGAGGUAUCUGGUGGAUGUGGAGGAGAGGUAUCUGGUAGAUGUGGUGGAGAGGUAUCUGGUGGAUGUGGAGGAGAGGAGAGGUAUCUGGUGGAUGUGGAGGAGAGGAGAGGUAUCUGGUGGAUGUGGAGGGGAGGAGAGGUAUCUGGUGGAGGGGAGGAGAGGUAUCUGGUGGAGGGGAGGAGAGGUAUCUGGUGGAUGUGGAGGGGAGGAGAGGUAUCUGGUGGAUGUGGAGGGGAGGAGAGGUAUCUGGUGGAUGUGGAGGAGAGGAGAGGUAUCUGGUGGAUGUGGAGGAGAGGUAUCUGGUGGAUGUGGAGGAGAGGAGAGGUAUCUGGUGGAUGUGGAGGAGAGGAGAGGUAUCUGGUGGAUGUGGAGGAGAUGUAUCUGGUGGAUGGAGAGGAGAGGAGAUGUAUCUGGUGGAUGGAGAGGAGAGGAGAGGUAUCUGGUGGAUGUGGAGGAGAGGUAUCUGGUGGAUGUGGAGGAGAGGAGAGGUAUCUGGUGGAUGUGGAGGAGAGGUAUCUGGUGGAUGAGAGGUAUCUGGUGGAUGUGGAGGAGAGGAGAGGUAUCUGGUGGAUGGGGAGGAGAGGAGAGGUAUCUGGUGGAUGUGGAGGAGAGGAGAGGUAUCUGGUGGAGGGGAGGAGAGGUAUCUGGUGGAUGUGGAGGAGAGGUAUCUGGUGGAGGAGAGGAGAGGUAUCUGGUGGAUGGAGAGGAGAGGAGAGGUAUCUGGUGGAUGGAGAGGAGAGGAGAGGUAUCUGGUGGAUGGAGAGGAGAGGAGAGGUAUCUGGUGGAUGUGGAGGAGAGGUAUCUGGUGGAUGUGGAGGGGAGGAGAGGUAUCUGGUGGAGGAGAGGUAUCUGGUGGAUGUGGAGGAGAGGAGAGGUAUCUGGUGGAUGUGGAGGGGAGGAGAGGAGAGGUAUCUGGUGGAUGUGGAGGAGAGGUAUCUGGUGGAUGUGGAGGAGAGGAGAGGUAUCUGGUGGAUUUGGAGGGGAGGAGAGGAGAGGUAUCUGGUGGAUGUGGAGGAGAGGUAUCUGGUGGAGGAGAGGUAUCUGGUGGAGGAGAGGUAUCUGGUGGAGGAGAGGUAUCUGGUGGAGGAGAGGUAUCUGGUGGAUGUGGAGGAGAGGAGAGGUAUCUGGUGGAUGUGGAGGAGAGGAGAGGUAUCUGGUGGAUGUGGAGGAGAGGAGAGGUAUCUGGUGGAUGUGGAGGAGAGGAGAGGUAUCUGGUGGAUGUGGAGGAGAGGUAUCUGGUGGAUGUGGAGGAGAGGUAUCUGGUGGAGGGGAGGAGAGGUAUCUGGUGGAUGGAGAGGAGAGGAGAGGUAUCUGGUGGAUGUGGAGGAGAGGAGAGGUAUCUGGUGGAUGUGGAGGAGAGGAGAGGUAUCUGGUGGAGGAGAGGAGAGGUAUCUGGUGGAGGAGAGGAGAGGUAUCUGGUGGAGGGGAGGAGAGGUAUCUGGUGGAUGUGGAGGAGAGGUAUCUGGUGGAUGUGGAGGAGAGGUAUCUGGUGGAUGUGGAGGAGAGGUAUCUGGUGGAUGUGGAGGAGAGGUAUCUGGUGGAGGGGAGGAGAGGUAUCUGGUGGAGGGGAGGAGAGGUAUCUGGUGGAUGGAGAGGAGAGGAGAGGUAUCUGGUGGAUGUGGAGGAGAGGUAUCUGGUGGAUGUGGAGGAGAGGUAUCUGGUGGAUGUGGAGGAGAGGUAUCUGGUGGAUGUGGAGGAGAGGUAUCUGGUGGAUGUGGAGGGAAGGAGAGGUAUCUGGUGGAUGUGGAGGAGAGGAGAGGUAUCUGGUGGAUGUGGAGGGGAGGAGAGGUAUCUGGUGGAUGUGGAGGGGAGGAGAGGUAUCUGGUGGAUGUGGAGGGGAGGAGAGGAGAUGUAUCUGGUGGAUGUGGAGGGAAGGAGAGGUAUCUGGCAGAUGUGGAGGAGAGGAGAGGUAUCUGGUGGAUGGAGAGGAGAGGUAUCUGGUGGAUGUGGAGGAGGGGAGAGGAAUCUGUUGGAUGUGAAGGAGGGGAGAGGAAUCUGUUGGAUGUGAAGGAGGGGAGAGGUAUCUGGUGGAUGUGAAGGAGAGGAGAGGUAUCUGGUGGAUGUGAAGGAGAGGAGAGGUAUCUGGUGGAUGUGGAGCGGAGGAGAGGUAUCUGGUGGAUGUGGAGGAGAGGUAUCUGGUGGAUGUGGAGGAGAGGAGAGGUAUCUUGUGGAGGGGAGGAGAGGUAUCUGGUGGAUGUGGAGGAGAGGUAUCUGGUGGAUGUGGAGGAGAGGAGAGGUAUCUUGUGGAGGGGAGGAGAGGUAUCUGGUGGAUGUGGAGGAGAGGUAUCUGGUGGAUGUGGAGGAGAGGAGAGGUAUCUGGUGGAUGUGGAGGAGAGGAGAGGUAUCUGGUGGAUGUGGAGGAGAGGAGAGGUAUGUGGUGGAUGUGGAGGAGAGGAGAGGUAUCUGGUGGAUGUGGAGGAGAGGAGAGGUAUCUGGUGGAUGUGGAGCGGAGGAGAGGUAUCUGGUGGAUGUGGAUGUGGAGGAGAGGUAUCUGGUGGAUGUGGAGGAGAGGUAUCUGGUGGAUGUGGAGGAGAGGUAUCUGGUGGAUGGAGAGGAGAGGUAUCUGGUGGAUGUGGAGCGGAGGAGAGGUAUCUGGUGGAUGUGGAGGAGAGGUAUCUGGUGGAUGGAGAGGAGAGGUAUCUGGUGGAUGUGGAGGAGAGGUAUCUGGUGGAUGUGGAGGGGAGGUUAAGAAUAAAUUCUUAUUUACAAGGAGGGCCAAACCCGGACGUCCUAUGGGACUCCCAAUCACGGCUGGAUGUGAUACAGCCUGGAUUCGAACCAGGGACUGUUGUGACGCCUCUUGUACUGAGAUUAGGCUGGACAAUAGAACGAGUCAAAAUUCACCCAAGGCUGAAAAUGGCAAAAGAACGUUGGCUAAGCUGGAACACUUGCGCAAGCUCAUAGCAAAUUAAUGGAAUGUUCACAGAGGCUGUUUUGACUGAAGUGAUGCUUAGAAUUCCAUUUCGCCUAAAUGGCACACAAAAAAAUUAUCCCUUUUUAUUUUACCACUAAAAUCUAAGUUCGCCAUUGCCAACAAUAGCAAAGCAGGCAUUGUGACAGUACAAUAAACUGGGAUUAGGAUGAAACUGAUUCAAGAGAGGAGAUUCAGCCUUACAUAAUUCGAGAGAGGAGAUUCUCAUGAUUAAAAUGGUGUCUGAAUUGGUAAAAAAUCUAAAUAUACACAUUCCGAGAUAUUUGGCGAAAUAUACGAAAUAUACCAGCAUGCUUCUCCAUAGGAAAACAAGGGCAAAAGGUAUUUCGGGGAUAUCGUUUAAUGACAACGAGAUACACUGCCCAGCCUUACAUAAUUAGAAAGAGGAGAUUCUCAUGAUUAAAAUGGUGUCUGAAUUGGUAAAAAAUCUAAAUAUACACAUUCCGAGAUAUUUGGCGAAAUAUACGAAAUAUACCAGCAUGCUUCUCCAUAGGAAAACAAGGGCAAAAGGUAUUUCGGGGAUAUCGUUUAAUGACAACGAGAUACACUGCCCAGCCUUACAUAAUUAGAAAGAGGAGAUUCUCAUGAUUAAAAUGGUGUCCAAUUUAAAAAAAAUCUAAAUAAACACAUUGCGAGAUAUUUGGCAAAAUAGACAGACAUACUUAUAUUUCCCUAUAGUAAACAAUGGGACGACCUCAGAGUUCCAUGAGUUUUUUUGUUGUUGUUUACAUUUGAACUAUAAACAAUGUGCGCACGUCUCUAUUGCCAACAAUAGCAAAGCAGGCAUUGUGACAGUACAAUAAACUGGGAUUAGUACGUUCGGAAGGCGAGUUGGUGCCACGGUGUACAAUAGAACUAAUAGGAGCUGGCAGGGUGAACAAUGCCCGAAAAUAAGGCCUAUUUUAUCGUGAUUACUUUAAAACUACGGCAGGCAGCUGGGAUAUUUUUUUUAUUUUUUUUAUUUCACCUUUAUUUAACCAGGUAGGCUAGUUGAGAACAAGUUCUCAUUUGCAACUGCGACCUGGCCAAGAUAAAGCAUAGCAGUGUGAACAGACAACAACACAGAGUUACACAUCGAGUAAACAAUAAACAAGUCAAUAACAUGGUAGGAAAAAAUAAUCUAUAUACAAUGUGUGCAAAAGGCACGAGGUAGGCAAUACAUCGAAUAAUUACAAUUUAGCAGAUUAACACUGGAGUGAUAAAUCAUCAGAUGAUCAUGUGCAAGAAGAGAUACUGGUGUGCAGAAAAGUAAAUAAAUAAAAGCAGUAUGGGGGUGAGGUAGGUAAAUUGGGUGGGUAGUUUACAGAUGGACUAUGUACAGCUGCAGCGAUCGGUUAGCUGCUCGGAUAGCAGAUUUUUAAAGUUGUUGAGGGAGAUAAAAGUCUCCAACUUCAGAGAUUUUUGCAAUUCGUUCCAGUCGCAGGCAGCAGAGAACUGGAAGGAAAGGCGUCCAAAUGAGGUUUUGGCUUUAGGGAUGAUCAGUGAGAUACACCUGCUGGAGCGCGUGCUACGGGUGGGUGUAGCCAUCGUGACCAGUGAACUG
Molecule: messenger RNA, 9256 nt
Organism: Salvelinus fontinalis (brook trout)
Lineage: Eukaryota; Metazoa; Chordata; Actinopteri; Salmoniformes; Salmonidae
Exons: 2
Coding region: 2013-3905 (630 amino acids)
Source: RefSeq, a predicted model, not a curated record